This is a messenger RNA of Funneliformis geosporum, 987 nucleotides long. The record is from the annotation of a GenBank genome assembly. NCBI's taxonomy places the organism in Eukaryota, Fungi, Glomeromycota, Glomeromycetes, Glomerales, Glomeraceae.
GCAAGGCGUAUUAUUGUUAUGGAUAAUGACCUAACUGAUCUAAAUAUUGAAUGGAUUAAAGCCCUUCAAAAGGAUAAACCAUUCUCUAUUAUCCACAAUACUUAUCAACCUCAAAAAGGUAAGACAUUUCACCUAGCUCCUAAUAAAGAAACUGUAAAGGAUAUGCAAGGGAUUGUUCGUGCUCUCAAGACCGAUUUUCUGGAAUUGAGGAUCAAGGAAUAUCAUGGUAAAUCUGAUCCUAUAGAAAAGGCUCAUGACUUCAGUAACGUAGAAGAAUCAUGGAGCAAUAUUGAUCUAGUUGCGUAUACAAGUACUCUAAAAAUAGGAGUAUCUUGCACUAAUCCAAAGUUUGAGUGGGCAUUCUGUCUCUUUAAUAGCUAUAUAGAAACUAAUGCAGGGACGAAUCAGAUGUUAUUCCACAUGCGAUGCAUUAGAGACUAUGUUUGUUGCAUCGAGCAAAGAUCAUCUAAUGUUACUGUUGAAGAGAAAGGAUUAUUUCAAUGGUUGUUAAAUGCCAAACGAGAAUGCUUCCCCCGAAAACUCCAGAAUAGAGGAAUAUUUCCAGAUGUAGACUCUAUUAUCCGGAAUAAGGUUGUACCAACUGUUCGAUUGUGGGUGGCCUAUAUGUUAGAAAAAUUCCGUUCCCAGCGCUUAUUUGGUUGGAGAAUGGUCGAUUUUCUCAGAGAGGCGGGUAUGAUAAUUUCUAUCAUAGAAUCCAUUCCUAAGUCUAAAGAAAACGUUAUAUCAUUAUCUCAAGCUGUGAAGGCAAAUUUCUCUAUCGUUAAAGCAGAGGAGAUAUCAGAUGUAUCUAAUGCUACUAUUGUUGAUCGUGAGACUGCCGAAUUUCUAGAGAACAAGCCAAGAAAAUCUUUAGGAGAAAUGCGAUCUCUAGACCGGCAUCAUAUCAUGGAAUGUUAUGAGAUUUCGCCUGAAUUAUUGACUGAAAAUUUCAUUUCGAAGUAUGAGGAUUAUAAUCAUAUGAGAUAG